AGGUGCCGAGCCUUGGCCGGCGCGCCCCUGAGAGCCCGGGAACCCCGGGUCUGCAGGAGCGUGCGGGUGGCGGGUAUGUGCGGCCGGGGCGCACUGCGCGCGGGACCUGCAAGGGGCAGCGUGGGCGCGCGGGCUUUGUGCCCGCGUGUGUCGGAGCGUGUCCGGCCGUGUGGACGAGUGUGUAUACGCGCGUGCGUGUGGGUGCUACCUUCCCUGUCCCGGGAGCUGACAGCUGUCCCGGGGGCUGCUGCACAAGUCGGGCCCUUCCUGCCCCUCCUCCUGGGAACCCAGCGCCCUUCCUCCUCCCCGCACCGUGCCGCGCCUGGCCUCGCCCAGAACCCGCUCCUGGGUUCCUCGAAAGCCUGUCGGGGCACUGGAGGGUCCCUGGAGGCUCUCUGUCAGGCCUAUCAGGAGGAGAGGGGGCGCCGAGAGGGUGCUGCAAGCUGGCUGAGCCCCGGGUGAGCCGGCCAGCCCUAUUUGUCCACUCCUCCACUCCUUUCCCUCCGCGAGCGCCUCCUCCUCAGAAAGCCUUUCCAAACAGCCCCGGCCCAAUACUUUGCCCCACUCGCCCUUCCUCUCCUGAGCCACUCUCCCGCCUUUCCCUUUCCGGUGUCCUCUCCUCACACCCCGGAGCCCCUGAGGGUCGGGCAGUGGAGGUAAGAGGUUCAGGGUGUCUCUGCACCAAGUGGCCAGCCGGAGGGAUGUGAGGGGGACCUCUCUAUGGACAUGACCGCUGCUCCCCUGGAGCCUCCUGCCCUACCUCCGCCUCCAUCGGCGGCGGGCGGCGGAACUGGCCCAGCCCCUGGGCGCGCCAUGCGCAGCACCACCCUCCUGGCGCUGCUGGCCUUGGUCCUGCUCUACUUGGUAUCGGGUGCCCUGGUGUUCCAGGCCCUGGAGCAGCCCUAUGAGCAGCAGGCUCAGAAGGACUUGGGGGAGACCCGUGAGAAGUUCCUGAGGGCCCAUCCAUGUGUGAGCCAGCACGAGCUGAGUCUCUUCAUCAAGGAGGUGGCGGAUGCCCUGGGAGGGGGCGCGGACCCAGAAACCAACUCGACUAAUAUCAGCAACCACUCAGCCUGGAACCUGGGCAGUGCCUUCUUUUUCUCAGGAACCAUCAUCACCACCAUCGGCUAUGGUAACGCAGCCCUGCGCACAGAUGCCGGCCGCCUCUUCUGCAUUUUUUAUGCACUGGUGGGGAUCCCACUGUUCGGGAUCCUGCUUGCAGGAGUCGGGGAUCGCCUGGGCUCCUCGCUGCGCCGUGGAAUUGGUCACAUCGAAGCAAUCUUUCUGAAGUGGCAUGUGCCACCCGAGCUGGUGCGCGUGCUGUCGGCGAUGCUCUUCCUGCUGAUUGGCUGCCUGCUCUUUGUCCUCACGCCCACAUUUGUGUUCUGCUAUAUGGAGGACUGGAGCAAGCUGGAGGCCAUCUACUUUGUCAUAGUGACGCUCACCACUGUGGGCUUCGGGGAUUAUGUGGCUGGCGCUGACCCCAAGCAGGACUCUCCAGCCUACCAGCCUCUGGUGUGGUUCUGGAUCCUGCUGGGCCUGGCCUACUUCGCCUCGGUGCUCACCACCAUCGGGAACUGGUUGAGAGCUGUGUCCCGUCGCACACGGGCAGAGAUGGGCGGCCUCACGGCGCAGGCUGCCAGCUGGACCGGCACAGUGACCGCGCGGGUGACCCAGCGAGCCAUGCCCACCGCACUGCUGCCGGAGAAGGAGCGGCCACCUCUGCCUCCCCUCCCCUGCCCAGCGCAGCCAGUCUGCCUGCCCCAGUCCCCUGCCUCCCCGGAGAAGGUGGUCACACCUUCCCCGCCCACGGCCUCCGCCCUCGAUUACCCCAGUGAAAACCUGGCUUUCAUCGAUGAGUCCUCGGACACACAGAGUGAGCGUGGCUGCGCCCUGCCGCGUGCGCCCAGAGGUCGUCGCCGUCCCAACCCCCCCAGGAAGCCCGCGCGGCCCCGGGGUCCAGGGCGCCCCCGAGACAAAGGGGUGCCGGUGUAGGGGCAGAAUCCCUGGUCGUGCCACUCAAAGGACUUCGCUCCUUCGGUCUCCCUGGCAUGCUUGGCUUGUUUGACCAAAGAGCGCUCUUUCGACCUCAACUGAAGCCUAGGCAGGAGGCUUAGGGUCACCCACCCACCACCUGCGCCCCCGGUCCCUUCCUCACUCCCACCCAUUCUGUCGCGCUGCCCUAGCAGGGCCUGUCCCUCACAACACCUCACAACUGUGCCUCAAAACCUGCAUCAAUAAACGAAAACACUCUGCCUCGC
Messenger RNA from Cavia porcellus (domestic guinea pig), 2261 nucleotides. RefSeq names its product potassium two pore domain channel subfamily K member 4 (gene Kcnk4). Gene Ontology annotation, molecular function: potassium ion leak channel activity; outward rectifier potassium channel activity. Gene Ontology annotation, cellular component: plasma membrane. The coding region runs from base 721 to 1995 and encodes 424 amino acids. NCBI's taxonomy places the organism in Eukaryota, Metazoa, Chordata, Mammalia, Rodentia, Caviidae. The transcript has 7 exons. Gene Ontology annotation, biological process: stabilization of membrane potential; potassium ion transmembrane transport. The record is from RefSeq and is a predicted model, not a curated record.